UCUCUCCCUUAUUUGUCUCGGUGUGCGUCUCUCCCUGUACCCUCCCCCUGCCUCAAAUACAUUAUUCCCCCAGACUUGGAAGCCGCUCCCAGAGCUGACGCUUUGAUGGUAUCUGCAAGCGUUUGUGCUGAUCUUAUUUCUGCCCCCUGAAUAUUAAUUCCCAAUGCUGGUGGCAACACAGCACCUCGGGGACGGGACCUACUAGAAGCAGGUGGGGGGGAGCCACCAUCAGAUCAUAAGCAUAAUAAUAAUACAAAGGGGAGGGAUCCUUCUGCAACCAAAGGCUAACGGCAGAGGAGGAAAAAAAAAAAAGCGAUGAGUCCGACAAAUAUAUGGAGCACAGGAAGCUCAGACUACUCGACUCCCGUAUUUUCACAGAAAAUGACGGUGUGGAUUCUGCUCCUGCUAUCGCUGUACCCCGGUCUCACUAGCCAAAAAUCUGAUGAUGACUAUGAAGACUAUGCUUCUAACAAAACAUGGGUCUUGACUCCAAAAGUUCCUGAGGGUGAUGUCACUGUCAUCUUAAAUAACCUCCUGGAAGGAUAUGAUAAUAAACUACGACCUGAUAUAGGAGUGAAACCAACAUUAAUUCACACAGACAUGUAUGUGAACAGCAUUGGUCCAGUGAAUGCUAUUAAUAUGGAAUAUACAAUUGACAUAUUUUUUGCCCAAACAUGGUAUGACAGACGUUUGAAAUUUAACAGCACCAUUAAAGUCCUCCGAUUAAAUAGCAACAUGGUAGGGAAAAUCUGGAUUCCAGACACUUUCUUCAGAAACUCCAAGAAAGCUGAUGCACACUGGAUAACCACCCCUAAUAGGAUGCUGAGAAUUUGGAAUGAUGGUCGAGUGCUCUACACUUUAAGGUUGACAAUCGAUGCAGAGUGCCAAUUGCAGUUGCACAAUUUUCCAAUGGACGAACAUUCCUGCCCCUUGGAGUUCUCCAGCUAUGGCUAUCCACGCGAAGAAAUUGUCUACCAAUGGAAGCGUAGUUCUGUUGAAGUAGGUGACACAAGAUCUUGGAGGCUUUAUCAAUUUUCAUUUGUUGGACUGAGAAAUACCACAGAAAUAGUGAAGACAACUUCUGGAGAUUAUGUGGUCAUGUCUGUCUACUUUGACCUGAGCAGAAGAAUGGGAUACUUCACCAUCCAGACCUACAUCCCCUGCACACUCAUCGUUGUCCUAUCCUGGGUAUCUUUCUGGAUCAAUAAGGAUGCUGUUCCAGCCAGAACUUCUUUAGGUAUCACCACUGUCCUGACAAUGACCACGCUCAGCACCAUUGCCCGGAAGUCACUACCCAAGGUCUCCUAUGUCACAGCAAUGGAUCUCUUUGUAUCUGUUUGCUUCAUCUUUGUCUUUUCUGCUUUGGUGGAGUACGGCACCCUGCAUUAUUUUGUCAGCAAUCGGAAACCAAGCAAGGAUAAAGACAAAAAGAAGAAAAAUCCUCUUCUCCGGAUGUUUUCCUUCAAGGCCCCUACCAUUGAUAUCCGCCCAAGAUCAGCAACCAUUCAAAUGAACAAUGCCACGCACCUUCAAGAGAGAGAUGAAGAAUAUGGGUAUGAGUGUCUGGAUGGCAAGGACUGUGCCAGUUUUUUCUGCUGUUUUGAAGACUGCCGAACAGGAGCUUGGAGACAUGGGAGGAUACAUAUUCGUAUUGCCAAAAUGGACUCAUAUGCACGGAUCUUCUUCCCCACUGCCUUCUGCUUGUUUAAUCUGGUUUAUUGGGUUUCCUACCUUUACCUGUGAAAGAGGUAUGGGUUUCACUGACGUGGGUCUAAUUCACUAAAUCUCAUGGAGAGAAGAUGACCUUUCUAAAGUCCACUUAAAUAAUCCCCUGUGUGGUUUAUGCUAAUUUGAAUUUGUUUCUAUGUUCUAACCUGCUAAAUUGUAUUAAUGUCAUAUUGUUUGAGCCCAACUCUCCUAUUGUAAGUGUAAUUUGAACUAUAAUGUUUGCUGUGUUUCAAACCUGCAAGGCAAAGUCAAAUUAGAGCAAGAACACUGAAAUCAACAAGAUACCUUUCAGCUACAACAGAAAUAGUGAAAACCAUGACUAUUUACAGCGGUGGUGUUCUUAAUUCAAAAUAGAAUUAGAUGCAAAAGGUCCAAAAACUGUACCCUAUGUUCAUAUGGGGGCAUGUUGUGGUAAGUUUGAUCCCAGUAGGAAAUCUCCCUCAUUUGAGAAAAAUCACAAGUCACUUUAUAUAUAAGGGCCUAGACUAGAAAUUGAUUAUAACUCUGUCCCAAGAUAGAAAUUUUCCUCCACAUCACAUGUACAAUGAUGUAAAUAUUUCAGUAACGUAGAAUGCUUCAAGUUUAAUGCAUGCAUCUCUUUAGAGCCAAAAUAAAUUGAAUGAAGUUAACAUCA
This is a messenger RNA of Suricata suricatta (meerkat), 2362 nucleotides long. It is a transcript of the gene GABRG2, whose product is annotated as gamma-aminobutyric acid type A receptor gamma2 subunit. Gene Ontology annotation, molecular function: inhibitory extracellular ligand-gated monoatomic ion channel activity; GABA-gated chloride ion channel activity; benzodiazepine receptor activity. The transcript is spliced from 10 exons. Gene Ontology annotation, cellular component: synapse; GABA-A receptor complex; dendrite membrane. The coding region runs from base 316 to 1743 and encodes 475 amino acids. The record is from RefSeq and is a predicted model, not a curated record. Gene Ontology annotation, biological process: signal transduction; regulation of postsynaptic membrane potential; synaptic transmission, GABAergic. Lineage: Eukaryota; Metazoa; Chordata; Mammalia; Carnivora; Herpestidae.